This is a messenger RNA of Epinephelus moara (kelp grouper), 8289 nucleotides long. It is a transcript of the gene epha7, whose product is annotated as eph receptor A7. The record is from RefSeq and is a predicted model, not a curated record. Gene Ontology annotation, biological process: axon guidance; cell surface receptor protein tyrosine kinase signaling pathway; protein phosphorylation. The transcript has 17 exons. Gene Ontology annotation, cellular component: plasma membrane; neuron projection. NCBI's taxonomy places the organism in Eukaryota, Metazoa, Chordata, Actinopteri, Perciformes, Serranidae. Gene Ontology annotation, molecular function: ATP binding; transmembrane-ephrin receptor activity; protein binding. The coding region runs from base 97 to 3177 and encodes 1026 amino acids.
UUGUUGUACAUAGAGCCGGUUUAGUGUCGUCAAUGGGAAGCACACGAGACGGUGGCAAAGCGAGUUACGGUCUAGAUUGAAAUCCGCGGCUGCACCAUGCUCUCCAGGUCUAUCCCGUGUCUGUGGAUUACAUUUUGCCUUCAUUUAUGCUGUUAUGUAGACAGCGGAGAAGCACAGAAUGCGAAAGAAGUGAUUCUGCUGGACUCCAAGGCACAGCAGACAGAACUGGAGUGGAUCUCCUAUCCUCCCAAUGGGUGGGAAGAGAUCAGCGGCUUGGAUGAGAACUACACACCCAUUCGCACAUACCAGGUUUGUCAAGUCAUGGAGCCCAAUCAGAAUAACUGGCUUCGGACUAACUGGAUAGAGAAGGGCAAUGCCCAGAGAAUUUUUGUGGAACUGAAGUUCACCUUGAGGGAUUGUAACAGUCUACCUGGUGUGGUGGGCACAUGCAAGGAGACGUUCAACCUGUAUUACCAGGAAACAGAUUCGGAGGUGGGAAGGAGCUUACGGGAGAACCAGUACGUGAAAAUUGACACGAUCGCCGCAGAUGAAAGCUUCACCCAGGGCGACCUGGGCGAGAGGAAGAUGAAGCUGAAUACAGAAGUGCGCAUAAUUGGCCCCCUGUCCAGGCGGGGCUUCUACCUGGCCUUCCAGGAUGUCGGGGCGUGUAUCGCCCUGGUCUCUGUCAAAGUUUAUUACAAGAAGUGUUGGUCUAUCAUCGAGAACCUGGCCACGUUCCCCGACACCGUGACGGGAUCGGAGUUCUCCUCGCUGGUGGAGGUCGAGGGCAUGUGCGUGAGCGACGCCGAGGAGGAGGCCGACAACUCUCCCAAGAUGCACUGCAGCGCCGAAGGGGAAUGGCUUGUGCCAAUUGGGAAAUGUAUAUGCAAAGCUGGAUUUCAUCAGAAAGGAGAUGCGUGUGAACCGUGCGGUCGUGGUUUCUACAAGUCUUCCUCCCAGGACCUUCAGUGCUCUCGCUGUCCGGCGCACAGCUUCAACGACCGCGAGGGCUCCUGGCGCUGCGACUGCGAGGACGGCUACUACCGAGCCAUCUCUGACCCUCCAUCUGUGGCCUGCACGAGACCUCCCUCUGCGCCACAGAACCUGGUCUACAACAUCAACCAGACCACUGUUAGCCUGGAGUGGAGCCCGCCGGCCGACACGGGCGGGCGCAACGACGUCACCUACAGGGUUAUAUGCCGUCGCUGCAGCUGGGAACCCGAGGAGUGUGUUCCAUGUGGGCCGAAUGUGGGAUUCUCUCCCGCACAGUCAGGAUUAGUGGACACAUAUGUGACCAUAAUGGACCUGCUCGCCCACGCCAACUACACUUUUGAGGUGGAGGCUGUCAACGGGGUGUCAGACCUGAGCCGCACCCAGAGGCUGUUUGCAGCAGUUAGCAUCGCUACCGGUCAAGCAGCUCCGUCCCAGGUCAGCGAGGUCAUCAAGGAGAAGGUGCAGCAGCGCAGCAUCCAGCUCUCCUGGCAGGAGCCCCAGCAACCCAACGGCGUCAUCACGGAAUAUGAAAUCAAAUACUACGAAAAAGAUCAGAAGGACCGGGUCUACUCCACGGUGAGGUCCAAGUCCACAUCUGCCACAGUGAACAACCUGAAGCCCAGCACGGCCUACGUGUUCCAGAUCAGGGCCUUCACAGAGGCAGGAUACGGCACCUACGGCCCCAGACUGGAGAUAACCACCAAGGAAGAGGCCACAGCCGCGAUUGUCUCCAGCGAGCAGAACCCCGUCAUCAUCAUAGCGGUGGUGGCCGUGGCGGGGACCAUCAUCCUGGUGUUCAUGGUGUUCGGCUUCAUCAUCGGGAGAAGGUACGCUCUCGCGGGCCCCAUUGACUCUCCGCUCCUGCACUGCGGGUACAGCAAAGCUGAUCAGGAGGGAGACGAGGAACUCUACUUCCAGUUCAAAUUUCCAGGCACCAAAACCUACAUUGACCCUGAAACCUACGAGGACCCAAACAGGGCUGUCCAUCAAUUUGCCAAGGAGCUGGACGCCUCCUGCAUUAAAAUUGAACGAGUUAUUGGAGCAGGAGAGUUUGGGGAGGUGUGCAGCGGCCGGCUCAAGCUCCCCGGAAAGCGGGACGUGUCGGUUGCCAUCAAAACAUUAAAAGUGGGCUACACAGAGAAGCAGAGGAGGGACUUCCUGUGCGAGGCCAGUAUUAUGGGACAGUUUGACCAUCCGAAUGUUGUUCAUCUGGAGGGAGUCGUAACAAGAGGUAAACCGGUGAUGAUUGUCAUCGAGUACAUGGAGAACGGCUCAUUAGAUGGUUUCCUCAGGAAACACGACGGUCAGUUCACAGUCAUCCAGUUGGUGGGGAUGCUGCGGGGCAUCGCGGCAGGAAUGAGAUAUCUCUCCGAUAUGGGAUACGUCCAUCGAGAUCUGGCCGCACGAAACAUCCUUGUCAACAGCAAUCUCGUAUGUAAAGUGUCUGACUUCGGCCUGUCAAGGGUGAUCGACGACGAUCCCGAGGCUGUCUACACAACAACUGGGAAGAUGCAGGAUGUAAUGAAUUUGAUCUUUACUCCAGCCACUGACCUGCAUUUUACUGAACAGGGCGGCAAAAUACCCGUCCGAUGGACCGCCCCAGAAGCCAUACAGUAUCGUAAAUUCACCUCUGCAAGUGACGUGUGGAGUUAUGGCAUUGUCAUGUGGGAGGUCAUGUCCUAUGGGGAACGGCCCUACUGGGAUAUGUCCAAUCAAGACGUCAUAAAGGCGAUAGAGGAGGGCUACCGUCUUCCAGCCCCAAUGGACUGUCCACCUGGCCUGCAUCAGCUAAUGCUGGACUGCUGGCAGAAAGACAGAGCCGAACGUCCCAAAUUCGAUCAGAUAGUCGGUAUCCUUGAUAAGAUGAUCCGCAACCCUAACACGUUGAAAACCCCAGUUGGAACAUGUACAAGACCAAUUAGUCCACUGUUAGAUCAGAGCACACCAGACUUCACCGCUUUCCGCUCAGUGGGAGAGUGGCUGGAAGCCAUCAAGAUGGAACGAUACAGAGACAACUUCACAGCAGCUGGCUACAGUUCCCUGGAAUCUGUGGCCAGGAUGUCAAUCGAGGACGUGAUGAGCUUGGGGAUCACGCUGGUGGGCCAUCAGAAAAAGAUCAUGAGCAGCAUACAGACUAUGAGAGCCCAGAUGCUGCAUCUCCACGGCACGGGCGUCCAGGUGUGACGAACCGCGACGGGCCGCAUCGGGCAGGGCAAAAAAACACAAAAACAGAACUUAUCCGGAGCAGUGCCUGGGACGUAACCGGGAUAAUCGUCAAAGUAAACGGACGUCUGUUAUGUCUGACUCUUCCGGCUGUGUCUGGAGUGAAAUCAUUCCUUUGUUCCUCAAUGAAGGAUUGUGGUCUGCCUCUUCAAAGGGCACUAAAGAGAGGAAAAGGGCAAAAAAACAGCAACAAAAAAAGAAACUACCUGGACGAGAUGACUUACUUUUUUCUUCUUCUUCUUCUUCUUUUUUUGUUUUGAUUUUAUAGAAGCGCUUAUGAACUCAACCACAUAUCAAAAGGCGCAUUGAACAGGAGUUUCUUUAACUUAAUGAAUGAUUUAAAGUGCACACCACAGCUAUGGAUUUCCUUUAAAAAGAACAAAACCUGUCUACUUGCGGUGGUUUCACUUGUUCCUUUUUUUCUUAUUUGUUAAUUUUCUUCCUGUCCGCCACAGUGACAUGUUGUGGCCCAUGCAGCAGUUUUUUUCCCUCUUCUACUUGGACUUGACAACAGGGUAAACUCUCUUUUAUCCAAACGCGGAGGGAACUUUUUAGGCUCAAAGGUACUUUUUGUGCUGACACAUGCUGGACUGUGUGAACUGUUUGCAGUGUUUUCCUUCAUGUGCUGUUGAAGUGAAAAUCCUCACGUGCUUGUUUGCGACCUACAGAAGUGACGUGGUUUCAACCUUUUUUUUUAUAUUAAGGAAUUUUCUGAAGAGUGCAACACUGAGGAGAUGCAGGAGGCGAAUUGUUCUUCGAAUCAAAAGACUUUUAUAUCAGAGUAGCAAUAUCCUUUGUCUUAGUGUUCACUACAGAAGACGCAGAACAGUUACUGGGUUAUUGAGUAGAAUGUUGCAGCACUGUUGAAAGAUGAAAUUGAAGCCACCGCAAAUUGUUUUGCCAUCAUUUUGCCUAAAAUGUUGCACACAGUGUUUGUUUUUGUUUUCAGCUGCAAAUACAAUUUUUUAAGGGUGGAUCCGAGAUGUAAUACUGCCUUAAAAUGUGUUUAGUAUUGCCAGUAUUUUAGGCACUUCAAUGGCAAUGCUUUCUGCGUUCAUUUAAAGGGUGGACAAGCUCCCUAUUUGUUUGUUUUCCUUGUAGUGUGAUGUCUUUUUAUCUGGAACUUGAACUGGUAAAAUCAAGUGCACGGUUUAAUGCCACGAGUGACACGGUCGGCGGAGAAGAGACGGACUUAACAGAGCAAUAAUAACCAGGUAGAAAUGGUCCUCACCUGAGAUUCUUAAGGUGCUAGGUUUUAUCGCAUGUGUGUGCUGUGCUGAGACAAACCCUUUGGAACGAUUCAGUCACCGCCGGGAAAUGAAAAAGGAAUGUACCUCUUUGACCUAAAAACGGUUUUGAAAAGCGCUCGGAAAAACUGCCGUGCCAAGUCAUCAAAUGAAAUAAUCAUGUCAUAUUUUUGCCGCUAUGAUAUGCUAAACGUUUGAUGGGAAUCUAACAUGGCAUGGAAAUGUUGAACUGAGUGGCUGCGGAGAUGAAAGAGGCGCCAUUCGAAACACUAGAAAGGUGCCAAUUAGCCACGCUGACAUCAUCUUCCGACACCCGACGCGCCGUCCAGAAAUCAAAGAACCCCUUCAGGGUUCGGGGUCUGAAAACGCAGGACCAAACGAUGGAGCUCGAGUCAGACGCAGAUCGUGCUGUUAAAUCCCACCGUCCCGGCUCUGUAGGCAGCCAUGCAGCUCCCCUUGUUUAUUCAUGCGUCUCCGCCGCUCAUCCCUUCACAGGCGUAGAUGUGACGGAACAUGCAUUAAAGUGUCUCUUAAGAUUGCUCCUCUUUUCUUCCAUACGGCUUUGUAUGGAGAACAGAGACGAGGGGGCUUUGCAGAAGACGUGCUAAAAGCCAAUCAACCUAUUCGGUGCCAUCUGUCUCCACUUCAAAUGCAAAAAGAAAAAAAAAAAAUAGAAAAAAAAGUUUCCAUGUUGAGUAUGUUUUAGUGCAGUAUUCUUUGAUAAGAAAAUGCAGUUAUUCAGCUGUCAUGUAGAGGAGCGCUGUUCAUAGGGGAAAACCAUUACAACCAUAUCUUUUACUGCUGCUGUAACCUGAGAUAAAUCUAUAUUUUCAAAGAUACAGUCUUUCAACUGUUUUCGUCUCAAAUGCAAAGAAAAAAAGCAUCAGGAAUCAUCAACCUUAGGCUCACUGACAAGCUGUAAAACCAUUACUAGCUUUGUUCCUUCUCUCCAUUAUCUCUCAAACUGCAUCCACGCUAAGCCAGCCACAUUUGAAAACAACUUUUUCUCUCCGUCUUGGCCCUAUGUCCAGACUCAUCUGGUGUGGAGCCUUUAGAAAAGGUUCUCCAGGGUGGAUAAAUCUGAAAGGGAGGGGAAACAAGGACAAUGUAAGCCUGCCUAGACACUAUUGAGGAAAGUCUGUCACCUGUAAAGAGGGUAGCUUUAAUCCUAAAACGGAUGUGGGCAGCAGACAUUCACAACUGCAAAGGGGGGAUGUGUUCGAGUUCAUCCUGUCUGCACACAUAGUCUGCACAGUUAAACAUACUGGGCUUGACCUCAUGCAAAAUCCUCUCUGGGGUCAAGGGUUUUAAAUGUUAGUGUAGCUGAAUACACAAUACAGGUGUUCUCAUUCUCUCUGUUUAUUUUUCCUGAUCAUUCAAAAAUGACUGAGGAUGAAAUUAAAAACUAUUUUCAUUAUCAAGUCCUCUUCCAGUUAUUUUCCCAAGUAAUCCAUUGGUCUAUAAAAUAGUAAAAACUGCUCAUCACAUUUUGUGAAUGCCCGGUUUACAUCCUCAGAUGCCUUGUUUUGUCCAACUAACUGUCCGAAAUCCAGAGAUAUUCAGUUAACUAACAGAGAGGACUGCAAAAUCCAGCAAUGUGGACAUUCAACCUUUGAAUUUUUUUGUCCAAAAAAUAAUUCAAACUGUUAGUCACUUGUAUAUUUUUCUGUUGAUUAAUUCAUCAACUAAUUAAUUGAGCUCUAGAUUUCAUCGGCACAGUUGCCUUUAUAAUGACUGUUUUACAGGUAAUUAUGAGCUGCAAUUUAAUUACUAAUUAAAAUAAGUUACAUUGUCUGACAACAGAAACAGAAAAAACUGAAAGAGGACUAGCUGUUGACUUUGGCUGUAUUAAAGGAACACUCAAUCCCCAAAAUGAUCUUUUGUAUGUCAAUUACUCACCCUAUGUUACCUUAAAGUAGCGGAGAAAACGUUGUUUUCUUGACAUGCCUCCACAAUGAACGAAGAAUCCAAAAACAAAGAAAAUUCUUGAUCAGUUGAAGUAAAUGGGGGCCGUGUUUUUACAACAGCAAAACUAUAUCAAAACAUCUGUUUACAAACUCUUUUCAAUGAAAUGCACAAGCAGAGUUCAAAGGCAUGUGCCUACCAAGGUGCACUACUCGUGCACGGCUGAAGCUGGAAGGAAGUGUUUUAAAUAGUAAAGCUUUAGGGAAAAUACAUGUGUUUGAGAAUUACUGAGCAUACGACUACAAAAAUAAAACUUGAAUUAUACUACACCAGUUUUGUUGGAGUUUGUAAAUGAAUGUUUUGGUAUAGUUUUGCUGUUGUUAAAGGCGGCCCCCAUUCACUUAAAUUCAUUAAGAAUUUUCUCAGUAUUUGGAUUCUCCAUUCACGGUGGAGACGUGCGAGAAAAUCAAAGUUUUCUCCAUGAAUUCAGGGUAACACAGAGUGAGUAAUUGAUACACAGCAAAUAAUAUAUGGGGUGAAGUAUUCCUUUAAACACUGUAUACCAGGAGGUUUGCCCAGUUUGUGCAGCUGAUUUACCAGAUUUUAGCUUUAAUACUGAAUUUCACCAAAAGAUGACUACAUGUCCUGUUUCCCAUUUGUCCAGGUGCUUUGUAAGGGCAGAGAUGUUAACAAAAAUUUCCUGAACAAGCUUGUGUGGAUGCAUGUCGUUUUUACAUGUGUUUUCAGAAUGAUUCGGCUUAGCUUGGAUGCGUGCAUUGAUCCAUUUUCACUGUGGGACUCACCUUUGUGAGGAGACACCAGGAAUUAGCCCUGACCAGCUCUGAGCCCCUGUGUCACACACACCCUCCCUUUAUCCAUACAGCAGAGCUCAGCAAUUGGGCCUUGGCCAGACCUUUGAAUUGAAUACUGGCAUAAAGUCAUUCAGUCAGCACAAAACUCCCCAGUUCACAGGCAGCACUCUCUCUCACCCCCUCCACCCCCCUGCUCUGAUUUUAAAACCAGGGCCCCUGGAGGCCCCUCACACCCCAGGGUAGAAUGCCUCAGUCCCCUUUUUUCCUGUGCUGGGGAAACAGCAGUUUGAGCCAAAUUGAGAUUACGGCCAGGAUACAAUAGAUUCAGCGUCCAAAUCACCUGUAACCUUCACCAUCAAGUCACUUUACGGUCUGUUUCAGCUCGAUUCAUCCACAUUUAAACUUCAGGUUGCUCAACUCUGGACAAGAAAAGAUUUGUUGUGGCUCUGUUUCAGCAAAAAUAUAAAAAGAGUAUAAAAUUUAAAAAGGAAAAAAAAAACAUGCAGGAUGUAGAGGGUUGGUUGGAAUCAGGAAUAGCAGAUAGAGUAUGACGUUAUUUUUCAAAUCUUGUGGUUCAGCAGUUGGAAAUUAGUUUCACCGCUUUGGCGAGGUGAUGGAUAAUUCCAAAGAGUGCAGCACUGUUGAUUGUGUCAGAGAGAGACGAGACUUUGAGGGAAUCUUUGUAUAUGUUCUAAUUGUAAAACUUGUACAUUUUAUUUAUAUUGUUUUUUACACAUAUUACUCAGUAGAGAGCUCUGAAUACAUUGAAAAUGCACUAUAUUUUUCUAUCUCGCAGAUGAAUUAUUGUCACCCACAAGAUUUCAGUUGUACAUAAUUUUUCAUUUAGGACCAAAGACAGCUGAUAGGAUUUCCAUCUUUACUUUGUUUUGAUUUUAGGUUGUUGUACAGUAAUACAAAAUGUCAAUUUAUUAUUUAUUUUUCUGUGAUGAAAGUAUUCAGAAUAUUCACUGGUCAAAAGUAUUUUCCCCAACAGCAGAACUGUAAGAUCAUUUAAUUAGACGAUUUCUUGUUACAUAGACAAUUCUUUUUGCUUUGUAACCUUUGUAAUAGACUGUACAUAUAUUUUUGGAAAUAUAAUACAAUCUCUA